Cheilinus undulatus (humphead wrasse) is the source of this 1629-nucleotide messenger RNA. It is a transcript of the gene gramd4a, whose product is annotated as GRAM domain containing 4a. NCBI's taxonomy places the organism in Eukaryota, Metazoa, Chordata, Actinopteri, Labriformes, Labridae. Gene Ontology annotation, biological process: negative regulation of toll-like receptor 9 signaling pathway; apoptotic process. The record is from RefSeq and is a predicted model, not a curated record. The transcript is spliced from 17 exons. Bases 1 to 1629 code for a protein of 542 amino acids.
AUGCUCUCUGUGAGGAAACUGAAGCUUGGGCGUCACUGGACCUUCCAACAGGAUCAUGACCCCAAGCAGACCUCACGUCCCACCAAGACUUGGCUGCAGAAGAAGUCCUGGAAGAUUUACAGUGGCAUUCACAGCCAGCUGACUGGAACCUCAAAGAAAAUCUCUGAGGAGGAGCUGAAGAGGCUGCGGGAAGAAACAAACGUGGACUCUCUGCGGCACGAGCUGGAGAGAGAACGGAGUAAAAGGAUAGACCUGGAGCAGAAGAUAAAUGAAGUACUCAAGACGAGACUAGAGGACUCUCCGCCACAGCCUGAACAGACACAGCAGUCACCUUUGUACCAUGAACCAGCAGAGAAAGAAGUGAAGGACUCCUGGAGUCUGCGGCUUCAGAAGUGGCUUCAUCAGCGGUUUGGGGUUUACAUUGAAGACUUUCGCUUUCAGCCGGAGGAGUGCACCGUGGAGGCCGAGGAACCACUGAGCGCUAAAAGGUUAACAGAAAACAUGAGGAGACUCAAGCGAGGAGCCCGGCCAGUCACAAACUUUUUAAGGAACCUCUCUGCCUUAUCCAGCUGGCACUCUGUCUACACUUCAGCUGUUGCCUUCACUGUUUACAUGAAUGUGGCCUGGCAUGGUUGGGCCAUCCCUCUGUUCCUCUUCCUGGCAAUCCUGCGCUUGUCUUUAAAUUACCUGAUUUCCAGAGGCUGGAGGAUCCAGUGGAGCAUCGUGCCUGAGGUCUCAGAACCCGUGGAGCUUCCAAAGGAAGACUUGACUGUAUCUGAGAAAUUCCAGCUCGUACUUGAUGUUGCACAGAAAGCACAGAACCUGUUUGGUAGAAUGGCCGAUGUUUUAGAGAAGAUAAAGAACUUGUUGAUGUGGGUGCAGCCACAAAGCACUCGUAAACUUUACAUCUGCCUCUGGGUAGCUUUCAUCACCUCCUGCAUCCUGCCGUAUGAACUACUGGGCUUCAUGAUGGGCCUAUACGCAGGUAUCAAGUUCUUUAUCAUAGACUUCCUGUUUAAGAGCUGUUCAAAGCUGCGGGACAAGUAUGACACGCCUUACAUCGUGUGGAACAGCCUCCCUACUGACCCCCAGCUCAAAGACAGGACCACCGUGUCACGAAGGAUUCAGCCAGCCGUUUCUCGUAGCCCUGCCACUCUUCUAUGUGGUGCAAACAGAGAGGAGGAGAUAAGUCGCCCCCACAGCACCAGAAAGAGUUCCUUUCAUGAGAUCUUCAACCUCCGGGAGUCAGAGCAUCCUCUGGCAGUUUGUGAGAAUGGUUGGAGAUGCUGCCUCAUAAACAGAGACAGGAAGAUGCCCACAGACUACAUCAGAAACGGGCUGCUCUACGUAACAGAGAGUCACCUGUGCUUUGAGAGUUCCAGCUCCAGAUCCAGCUCCUCCAAAAAGAAUAAAGUCAUCAAGCUUGAGGACAUCACCGACAUCCAGAAGUAUAAAGUGUUGUCUGUCCUACCUGGAAGUGGAAUGGGCAUCUCUAUAGCAACUCCCUCUACACUGAAGCCUCUGGUGUUUGGUGCCAUGAUCCACCGAGACGAAGCUUUUGAGGCCAUCUUUAGCCAGUAUACGAAGGUCAUGACCAUCAGCAAGCCAACGGCCAGCACGGAGCUCUGA